UGCAAGUUGGUCCCUCAACCCAUUGGCGACUUUGUGUCUUCACAGCCCAGCCAGAUGGAGGACACCAUGUCUGGGGAGGAGGGGGAGGAGGAGGAAGAGGAGGAGGAGACAGCCCCAGCCCCAGCUCCUGCCCCUGCCCCUGAAGACCCCGUGGAGCCCCAGCUGACAGAAGCCAGCCAGGUUCUUGGUGCCUCGGAGAUCAGGCAGCUUAGCCUCCACCUUCCCGCACGAGUCACCGGCCACCCCUGGAGUCUUGUUUUCUGUACGUCGAGGGACGGCUUUAGUCUGCGGAGCCUGUACCGGCAGAUGGAAGGCCACAGUGGGCCAGUGCUCCUGCUCCUGAGGGACCAGGAUGGGCAGAUGUUUGGCGCCUUCUCCUCCUCAGCCCUUCGACUCAGCAAGGGCUUCUACGGCACAGGCGAGACAUUCCUCUUCUCCUUCUCCCCACAGCUGAAGGUCUUUAAGUGGACAGGAAGCAACUCUUUCUUUGUGAAAGGAGACUUGGAUUCCCUGAUGAUGGGCAGUGGCAGCGGCCAGUUUGGGCUAUGGUUAGACGGAGACCUGUAUCACGGGGGAAGCCACCCCUGUGCGACCUUCAACAAUGAGGUGCUGGCCCGGCGCGAGCAGUUCUGCAUCAAGGAGCUGGAGGCCUGGGUUCUGAGCUGAUGCCCUGUGCCAGCAGCUUCCUGGGCCACAGGGACUCAGACCUGCUCAUGGAUGCUGUCCAGGUCUUCCUCACAUGGGGCAGCCCCUUCUGAAACUAGGAUGACAUACUCAUGUUGACUCUGGCUGUUGGACAGCCUCCUUGUGGCUUGAGGACAGACAGGUAUGGGGGCAGACACUGUUCUGCGUAAGUGAUCUGAAUAUGUGAAAGACACACCUUACCCAAGAAGCAAAGAGUACCUCAUGAAAAUUACUGUUAUAGGAAUUCAACAGUGAAUACAUGUUUAUUGUAGAAAACCCAGAAGACACAGAAAAAAUUUUAAAUUGCCAGGUGUGGUGGGACACAGCUACUUGAGAGGCUGAGGCAGGAG
Molecule: messenger RNA, 1034 nt
Organism: Marmota flaviventris (yellow-bellied marmot)
Lineage: Eukaryota; Metazoa; Chordata; Mammalia; Rodentia; Sciuridae
Gene: Tldc2
Product: TBC/LysM-associated domain containing 2
Biological process (GO): response to oxidative stress
Cellular component (GO): nucleus
Source: RefSeq, a predicted model, not a curated record